Molecule: messenger RNA, 1447 nt
Organism: Poecilia reticulata (guppy)
Lineage: Eukaryota; Metazoa; Chordata; Actinopteri; Cyprinodontiformes; Poeciliidae
Source: RefSeq, a predicted model, not a curated record
GCUCUGGCUGAGCCGGAGACUCCGCCCCUUUACGAGCAUCAGGACACCUUCAGCACAACAAAGCAUGUGUCGCUGCGAAACAUUGUUACUCUCCUGAACGUCAGGAAUAUAUACCGGGAAAUUAUCGGAUAUUUUUGGGCCCUUUUUUGUCUCCCUUGAUGCUAAACUCAGAUGGCUACCAUGACAACAGAGGCAAGUGCUGUGAACGAGGCCGACACUGAGGGCAAGCAGAAGAGCAGCCGCGCGCCACCAGAAGCCGAACCUGUGCAGCAGGAAACGACCUCUACUGAGCAGGAGGGGGAGCAGUCGAGUGACAAGGCCCAGGAGCAGGCUGCUGAGCCUGGGCCUGCAGACGUAGCUACCUCCCCAGAGGAGGAGCAGCUCAAACCUCGUAGCAGGACCUCUGCCGGCAAAGGCCUCUCACGCCUCUUCUCCUCCUUCCUUAAGCGGCGCUCUCAGUGCUCGGACGGUGAGGGCGUUGAGGCUGAGAGAGCCAGCGACGAGAAGGCAGACAAAGAGAAGGCUGACAACGCUGAAGAAGAGAAGGUGGAAGAGGUGAAGAGUGAGGACAAGGAGUCCAAAAUAGUAGAGGAAAAAUCAGAAGUCAAAGAAGUUAAAAAGAAAGAAGAAGAGCAAAUAGAACAAAAAGAGGAGAAAAAGAAGGUGGAAGAAAAGGAAGAGGAAAAGGGAAAGAAAAGGGAGAAGGGAAAGACCAAAGGAAAGAAGGAGGACAAAGAGGAGAAUAAGCCAAGUGAGGAGCAAGUGAAAGCGCCAAUUGCCGCUCCAGAGCCAGAACUAAAACUUGAGCUGGACACAGAACAGGCUGGAGAUCACCAGUCAGUAAGCAGCGCUGAGACACAGCCUGCUCCAGAGGAGCAAAAGGAAGAACUGGAGAUAAAGAAAGAGCCUGAAGUAGAAGAAGAAAUAAAGGAGGGCACAGAAAAGGAGGAGGAGCCAACAGACCAGCAGGAGGUGACCAAAGGACAAGAAAAAACAACAGAGAAGACAAAGAAAGAGAAACCUCCAAAACAAAAGAAGACAGAAAAUAAGGCAGAGGAGGCUAAAGGCCCCAAACGUCCAAAAGCCAUGCAAUGCAAAGUCACCUUACUGGAUGACACUCUGUUUGAGUGUGAACUAGAUAAGCAUGCUAAAGGUCAGGAGCUUUUAACUAAAGUGUGUGACCAUGUCAACCUCCUGGAGAAGGAUUACUUUGGCCUGGCGAUCUGGGAAACCCCAACCAGCAAGACAUGGUUGGAGUCCAUCAAAGAGAUUCGGAAACAGGUAUCAGGUGGCGUCUAUGAGUUUACAUUUAAUGUGAAGUUCUACCCUCCUGAUCCAGCGCAGCUUACAGAAGACCUCACCAGGUAUAUGCAAAUGUACAACUUUAACUUUUUCGUUGAAGUUAUAUAACUUCAAUGAAAAGUCCAUCCUUCCUUCCAUCCAUCCA